AAAACUAGGUGAAGAACAAGAAGAGAUUCAGAGUCAUGGAGAACCAAGAUGGUCAUGAAGGUGCACAGGCUAAUCAACCAUCUAGUCCGACAUCAGGACGUCGGCGAAGGGAAGAAGAGGGUUCAAUCCAGUCAAAUCAACGUCGUCCGGUAGAUGAGACAUCAACAACAGAAGACAACGGUUCCAGCUCAGGUAUCGGUCAGGAGAAUCGUGAGAUAAUCGCGCAAGCUUUUCUCCGGUGGGCUAGGCAGAUGGGGGAGGAUGCGAUACAUAAAAGUGAUAACGAUGAUGAUGAUGAUGAUGAUGAGUCCGAGGAAGAAGAGAGUUCAGUUUCUAACGGCAACAACAGUUCCAGCACAAGUUUCAGUCUUGAGGAAACUGAGAGUUAUGUCGAGGAAGCUCUCCAGAUAGCUGGGCAGAUGGAUGUGAUGCAAAAUCAGAUGGACGAAGAAGAGAGUUCAGUUUCUAAUGAAGGCUGGAAUUUAAACCAGUCAAAUCAACGUCGUCGGGUAGAUGAGACAUCAGCGACAGAAGACGGCAACAACAACAACAACAACAACAACAGCAAUAGUUCCAGCUUGAGAAGUUUCAGUCAGGAGGAAUUUGAGAGGCUCGUCGAGCGAGCUUUCCAGAAUGUUAGGCGGGCAGAGGAUGCGAUGCAAAAUCAACAAGGGAGGGUUCAGAUAUUUGUAGUAGGUGAAUUCCGAAUCGAUAAUGAAGAUGGAUCAGUUAGAACUACUCCAUAUGUUGUGACACUUGCGUUGUUGAACAGCAACGUUGGGUUUCUAGAUAUAGAUGGCAUGAGUUAUGAAGAAUUGACGGAAUUGGAAGAAAGGAUUGGCAUGGCAAAAAGAGGAAUAUCAGAAGAAAUUAUCUUAAAGCAGCUGAAAUCAAGAGUUCACACCACAUCUGCAGACUCGACAGAGGAUGAGACUGAAAUUUGCAUCGUAUGUCAGGAUAAAUAUGAGAACCAGGAUAAGAUUGCAACUCUGGAUUGCAAACAUGAAUACCACCAAGACUGCAUAACAAAAUGGUUGGUACGGAAGAACGUUUGCCCUAUCUGCAAUAGACAAGCUCUGAUGGAAGAAAGCAAGGGAGAAGAAAUGAACGAAUGUUAGAACAAGAGUUCACACAACAUCUGCAGACUCUGCGGGAGAAAAGAAUGAAAUUUGCACCAUAUGUCUGGAUGGGUAUGGGAACAAGGAUAAGAUUGCAACUCUUGAUUGCAAACAUGAAUACCAUGAUGACUGCAUAACAAAAUGGUUGGUACGGAAGAACGUUUGCCCUAUCUGCAAUAGACAAGCUCUGAAGGCUUGAUUUAUUUUAUUCCCUUACUGUACUACAUCGUGCUAGAUUUCUUGUUUUGGGUAUGUUCGUGGGUCCAGUACAAAGUGAUAAUUUAAAG
Messenger RNA from Papaver somniferum (opium poppy), 1405 nucleotides. RefSeq names its product E3 ubiquitin-protein ligase CIP8-like. The transcript has a single exon. The coding region runs from base 36 to 1118 and encodes 360 amino acids. Lineage: Eukaryota; Viridiplantae; Streptophyta; Magnoliopsida; Ranunculales; Papaveraceae. Gene Ontology annotation, molecular function: ubiquitin protein ligase activity. The record is from RefSeq and is a predicted model, not a curated record.